AUGUCUUCCACCGAGAGCAUCCCAGCUCCUGGUAAGUGGCCUGUCGACCCUCAACAAGACGUCCCCAUCAGCGACGACCGCAUCUGGGUUGAUGGUUGCUUCGACUUUGCACACCAUGGCCAUGCCGGUGCCAUGCUUCAGGCUCGUCGUCUGGGAACUGAGCUUCUUGUCGGCGUACAUUCAGACGAGGCUAUCCUUGAGAACAAGGGGCCUACAGUCAUGACUCUGGACGAACGGUGUGCUGCUGUUGACGCCUGUCGCUGGGCCACCAAGUCCAUCCCUCACGCCCCUUAUGUGACCUCCCUGCCCUGGAUCUCUCACUAUGGCGCCAAAUACGUUGUCCACGGAGACGACAUUACCUCAGACGCCAAUGGCUAUGAUUGUUACAGAUUCGUCAAGGAGGCUGGCCGCUUCAAGGUCGUCAAACGCACACCCGGUAUAAGCACAACCGAUCUCGUAGGCCGCAUGUUGCUAUGCACAAAAUCACACUUCAUCAAGGACCUCGACGCUCUGCUCGAAGGUCAAGAAGGCCCAGGAGGACCAGAAGAAAGAAAGAGCACAGGAGAAGACAUGAAAGAGAGAAUCAGAGAGUACGCAACGGAUGCAUCUGGAAACAAGCCAUUGAUCGAGGUCUGGAGCUGGCGCUCAGCCCACACAAACCAACAACAUUUCCACCAGAACGGCUCAUUCCUUAAGAAGGUCAAUGGAACUUCACCGCAGCCUGACCAGAAGGUCGUCUAUGUUGAUGGUGGCUUUGACCUCUUCUCAACUGGCCACAUCGAGUUCCUCAAACGAGUCGUCGAGACCGAGGAAAAGGAGGCCAAGCAGAAGGGCUGGAACAAAGACUACAGCCCUAUCUAUAUCGUUGCAGGUGUCCACAGCGAUGAAGCCAUCAACGACUACAAGGGCAUCAACUACCCCAUCAUGAACAUCUUUGAGCGCGUCCCUAGCAAAACCUUCCUCGAAUCACUUCCCUACACUGUUCAAGCAGUGUACCACGGCCCCACAGUCUCAGCACCCCCGGGCCAAGACUUCUACACCGACGCAAAGGAAAUGGGUAUCUACAAAGAGAUCUCUUCACACCCGUACUCGCAUGUGAAUGCAGACUCCAUCGUGGCCCGUAUCCUGAAGAGCAGAGAGUUGUACGAGGAACGCCAGCGCGUCAAGGGAGUCAAAGGCAUUGGAGAAGAGGCAGUGCGCAGAAGAGAAGAAAUGGAGAGGGAAAAGGCAGAAAAGGACAAAGCCGCCUCUGCAUAA
Molecule: messenger RNA, 1257 nt
Organism: Aureobasidium musti
Lineage: Eukaryota; Fungi; Ascomycota; Dothideomycetes; Dothideales; Saccotheciaceae
Source: the annotation of a GenBank genome assembly